CUCAAAGCCGCAGUACGCUGCAAGUGUGCGCGAGUUCGUAUUACUGCUCUGAAAUUGUGAUGGCGAACGGAGCUUGUGCGCGGAUGCGCGUCUUCAGGGGCACUUUGAUCCAUGCAACCCCGGUGGAAGCGGUGAAGAUUCUGGAAGAUGCACUACUUGGUGUUCAAGCUGAUGGAAAGAUCGCCUUUAUCGGAGAAGGCAAGGAGCUGCAUCGACUCUCGAAAGAAUUUGCAUUUAGUCCAUCGUCAGUAACUCACCUGGAAAAACAUGAAUUCUUCAUGCCCGGAAUGGUGGACACCCACAUCCACGCCCCUCAAUACAGCUACGCUGGCACGGCCCUGGACAUGCCCUUGCUUGACUGGCUCAACAAGUAUACCUUUCCUGUGGAAUCACGCUUUAAAGAUAAGAGUUUCGCACGGGAGGUCUACACUCAAGUCGUGAAAAGAACCCUGAAAAACGGAACAACCACCGCUUGUUACUUUGCAACCAUACAUACCGACUCAUCUCUUUUGUUGGGUCACAUUGCAGAUGACUUGGGACAGCGAGCCUUGGUGGGCAAGGUGUGCAUGGACAGGAAUAAUUCUGUGACACAUUACAAAGAGACCUGUCAAGAGUCUCUGGAGGAAACCCAUCGCUUCAUCGCUGAGCUCUUGGGGAAGAAGUAUGCUCUGGUGAAGCCCGUGGUAACACCUCGCUUUGUCCUGUCGUGCUCCGGAACCUUGCUGGGACAACUGGGACAGCUGGCUAAGAAUAACAACCUGCAUAUUCAGAGUCAUAUUAGUGAAAAUAUCGAGGAGGUGAAGAUUGUGAAGGAGCUGUUUCCCGAUUCUGACUCCUACACAGACGUCUACCACAAACACAACCUUCUUACCGACAAGACGGUGAUGGCGCACGGUUGCUAUCUGAGCGAUGAAGAGUUGGAUUUGUUCCGAGAGACAGGAGCUUCUUUGUCUCACUGUCCAAACUCCAACAUCUCGUUGUGUAGUGGAUUGCUCAAUGUCCGGAACGUCCUGAAUCAUAAAGUCAAGCUUGGCCUCGGAACAGACGUGGCAGGAGGCUACUCAGCCUCCUGCUGGAACGCCGUGAGGAGAACCUUGGACACUCCAAAAUUCUGGAGCGUACAGGACCCGGAACUUAAGACGCUCACCUUUGAGGAGGUGUUCAGGUUGGCGACACUCGGUGGCAGCCAAGCUUUGUCCCUCGAUGACCAAAUUGGAAACUUCCAAGUGGGGAAAGACUUUGAUGCAUUGAGAGUGAAUGUAGCGGUUCCGGAUGGGCCCAUUGACUUGAUCCAGCUCGAGGAACCAAAGAUUAUGCUGGAAAAGUUUUUGAAUUUGGGUGACGAUAGAAACAUCGUGGAGGUUUAUGUGGCCGGAAGGAAGGUGGUACCAUAUCCCAAGAAGACCCUCUGCUAGAUUUAGCAUCACUUUGAUUGGAUGACUUGCAAUGUUGCCUAUUCUUUCAUGAUUGAUUUUAGAAAUGAGUCAUUUGAUUAUUUGUAGCGGGCGAGCUUUGGGAUUUAUUUGCGGGAGUAAUAUGUAGAAGUGCACUGAGCAGUUUGGCAAGACUUUGCAAUUUAUCAGCAACUUAAUAUUUAGCAUUUACCGUAAGCAACAUUAACUCAUCUUGACUGCCCAGCGUUUUUUGCUUACUAGAUAUCAUUUUUUGUUGUUGUUGCUGUAAAUAAGAUCAAAGUAUGGCUCUCGAGAAAGUGAAAUGCGCAAAUGGUUGUGAUGAUUUAAAG
Messenger RNA from Syngnathus acus (greater pipefish), 1744 nucleotides. RefSeq names its product guanine deaminase (gene gda). The record is from RefSeq and is a predicted model, not a curated record. Gene Ontology annotation, biological process: guanine catabolic process. Gene Ontology annotation, molecular function: guanine deaminase activity; zinc ion binding. Gene Ontology annotation, cellular component: cytosol. NCBI's taxonomy places the organism in Eukaryota, Metazoa, Chordata, Actinopteri, Syngnathiformes, Syngnathidae.